Molecule: messenger RNA, 1443 nt
Organism: Daldinia childiae
Lineage: Eukaryota; Fungi; Ascomycota; Sordariomycetes; Xylariales; Hypoxylaceae
Exons: 3
Coding region: 1-1443 (480 amino acids)
Molecular function (GO): aldehyde dehydrogenase (NAD+) activity
Source: RefSeq, a predicted model, not a curated record
AUGCCUUCUCUUGAGACAAACGGCUCGAAUGGGCAAUCCGCCUUCCAAUUCUACAACAUCAUCGACGGAAAGCCCCGCACCUCCAAGGAUCAUCACCAGGUUAUCGAUCCCCGCACAGAAGAGCCUCUCUGGGACGCUCCCAUCGCAUCGUCAAAGGACCUGGACGAUGCCGUCGAGGCGGCCAACCGGGCUUUCAAGACAUGGAAGAAGAGCACCGUGGCCGAGCGCCAGAAGGCCGUUCACGAUGUAGCCAACAUCAUUCUAGAAAACCUAGAUAUCUUAACCGAGGUCCAGAUGAAAGAAACUGGCAAGUCUAGGCUCAUGUCGAAAUUUGAUGUUGAGAGGGCGGCAUGGCAUUUCGAGUAUUACAAAAGCGUAACCCUCGAAGAUGAGCUCCAAUACGAAGACGACACAAUCCGGAUCAUCGCAACCCACGCGCCCAUCGGCGUGCUCGGCGCCAUCUCCCCGUGGAACUUCCCACUAAUCCUCUCCACGGUGAAGAUCGUCUCCGCGCUCGCCACGGGCAACUGCUGCAUCAUCAAGCCAUCCCCCUUCACGCCAUACUCGCUGCUCAAGUUCUGCGAGCUAGCGCAGUCGGUCCUGCCCCCAGGCGUCUUCCAAGCCAUCAACGGCGGCGCCGAUCUCGGCGAGCUGAUGACCCUGCACCCGGGCAUCCACCACAUCAGCUUCACGGGCACCAUCGCCGUCGGCCAGCGCAUUCUGCGCAACUGCGCCGGCACCCUAAAGAAAGUGAUUCUCGAGCUCGCGGGCAACAACGCGUGCAUCGUGUGCGACGACGUCGACCUCGAUAAGGUCGUGCCCCAGGUUACUACCGGCGCUCUGUUCCACGCCGGCCAGGUGUGCGUUGCGUCCAAGCGCAUCUACGUCCACGAGUCCCUGUACGACCGCUUCCUGGAGAAGCUCGUCGAGGAGUCGAAGAAAUUCGCCGUGGAAGACGACGAGUCCGUUGCUUUUGGCCCGCUGUCGAACCGCGCUAAUUACGAGCGUGCGGUGGGAAUCAUUGAGGACUGCAAGAAGAACGGGUAUAAGAUCGUUACGGGCGGCGAGGUCCGGCCGACUAAGAAGGGGUUCUGGCUGCCCCCGACUAUUGUCUCGAAACCACCUGAGGACUCCUUGAUUGUUAGGGAGGAACAAUUCGCCCCCAUCGUCCCCGUAAUGUCCUGGUCCUCAGAAGACGACGUAAUCGCCCGCGCAAACCUAGACAACGCCGGGCUCGGCGCAUCAGUAUACACGCCCGACCUCGACCGCGCGCAGCGCAUCGCGCGACAGCUCGAGUCGGGAACCGUGUGGAUCAACCAGUUCGAGCGGCCUCACCACGCCGGUUUCUUCGGCGGCUGGAAGCUUAGCGGUUUUGGUGGAGAGCUCGGAAAGCAGGGGCUGCUGCAUUAUUGCCAUACGCAGAGUUUGCAGAUCGCUAAGUAG